Molecule: messenger RNA, 903 nt
Organism: Manduca sexta (tobacco hornworm)
Lineage: Eukaryota; Metazoa; Arthropoda; Insecta; Lepidoptera; Sphingidae
Gene: Karl
Exons: 5
Coding region: 143-847 (234 amino acids)
Source: RefSeq, a predicted model, not a curated record
ACCUGAUAAUGGUAUGCUGGAAGCGUUCUGGCGACCAUUAACAAAUGUCCCAUACAAAAUGAUAACUAUUCCCUUUUGUUAGUCCCACUGUAACACUCGAAUCAUCGAUACGUUGCCAGAAAACUGUAUUUAAGUGGUAACAAUGGUGAAAAAGAUCCUAUGCUUGGUUUUUUUAAUAGUGCUGUUAGAUUUGACGUCAGGGAAGAUUGUGAAUAAAAGGAAAUGUCCCGAAGUGAGAGCAGUGCCCCAUUUCGACUUGCCGCAGAUGCUCGGAGACUGGUAUGUAGUAGAAUAUUAUGCGAGCGACGAAGAAGCUCUCUCCUAUAGUUGUAUGAGGGCUGUGUUCAGUGAAGACGAUCAUGUGCCCGCUGCAGACGGCACAGUGGAAUGGACGCCAGGAGUGACGAUGAACUUCACGUACCGCUUCGCUGAUGAUCCAGCGGGAGAGACUCUCCUCGGGAACAUCACUUGGCGAGUGGACCUCAACGAGCCUGCGCAUUGGACGCAUUCAGAGAGGACCUACGACGGCAUCUACAACACAUACGUUUUGGACACAGAAUAUAAAACAUGGGCUCUGUUACUGCAUUGCGCUGAGAAAACAGAAGCCGAGAGGUACCUGACUGCAUUCGUAUUGUCCAGAACUACAUCUUUGCCGAAGAACGUGAUGGCUUACUUGAGAGAUAAACUGCCACGAUACGACGUUGAUGUGAAAUACGUGUUCCAAAUACCGCACAAGGAUUGUUCUGAAAAGCCGGUGCUGCGAGGCUACGGGCCUAUGGUGGUAGACGUCGGGGGCAAAAUCGUGAAGAGGCCAAAUAUCAGUUACAAAGUCGGAUUCGGACAUUAAACCAUUAUACAUUGUAAUAUUUGAUAUCUUUGUUUAAUAAAGAUUUGUAAUAUUGA